This is a messenger RNA of Bombus huntii, 563 nucleotides long. RefSeq names its product venom serine protease Bi-VSP-like. The record is from RefSeq and is a predicted model, not a curated record. The coding region runs from base 121 to 408 and encodes 95 amino acids. Gene Ontology annotation, molecular function: serine-type endopeptidase activity. The transcript is spliced from 3 exons. Lineage: Eukaryota; Metazoa; Arthropoda; Insecta; Hymenoptera; Apidae. Gene Ontology annotation, biological process: proteolysis.
GGGUACGUAUAUCCCAUUUGUACGAAAGAGCCCCUACGAAAGAGCAACUUCGUCGGCUAUAACCCCCUUGUUGCUGGAUCGGGAGCAUUAAGAUAUAGACGACCACGACGUAAUGCAUUAAUGGAAGUACAAAUGCCAGUGAUUAAGAACGCCGAAUGCAAAAUAGCUUAUUCCAAAUUUCCUAAUGCACCUGAUAUCACUGAUGGUAUAAUAUGCGCCGAACAUGCUCAGGUUGGAGAGGAUUCUUGUACGGCUGACCGCGGCGGAUCACUGCUGAUACAACAUGAAUUAACCUCGUAUUUAAUAGGUAUUGUGUCUUAUGCUUAUAAGUGCGGCACAGCUGGGUAUCCCAGCGUUUACACUAGGGUCACAUCGUACCUUGACUUCAUUCUCCAAGCGAUGCAAUAAUAUGAUAUUACUGUUCCAUAAAUAUCAUUGUGUAAAAAACGUAAAGUUGGAUUUUCUUAUUGUGGAGAUAAGAAACAGCUCAAAUUUACAUUGUUUUGUACGUUACAAAUUAUAGGCUUAAAAUGUACGAAAUGUAACUUUGAAACGACACUAAU